Lutra lutra (Eurasian river otter) is the source of this 3083-nucleotide messenger RNA. It is a transcript of the gene LEMD2, whose product is annotated as LEM domain nuclear envelope protein 2. Gene Ontology annotation, molecular function: chromatin DNA binding. Lineage: Eukaryota; Metazoa; Chordata; Mammalia; Carnivora; Mustelidae. Gene Ontology annotation, cellular component: nuclear inner membrane. Gene Ontology annotation, biological process: negative regulation of BMP signaling pathway; nuclear envelope organization. The transcript is spliced from 9 exons. The coding region runs from base 45 to 1592 and encodes 515 amino acids. The record is from RefSeq and is a predicted model, not a curated record.
GGUGCGGUGCGCGCGGGAGGCGGGUGGGGGGCGGCGUCCUGGCCAUGGCCGGCCUGUCGGACCUGGAGCUGCGGCGGGAGCUGCAGGCCCUGGGCUUCCAGCCAGGACCCAUCACCGACACCACCCGGGACGUCUACCGCAACAAGCUGCGCCGCCUGCGGGGCGAGGCCCGGCUGCGCGGCGAGGAGCGGCUGCGGGAGGAGGCCCGGCUGCGGGGCGAGGAGCGGCAGCGGGAGGAGGCCCGGCUGCGGGGCGAGGAGCGGCAGCGGGAGGAGGCCCGGCUGCGGGAGGAGGCGCCGCUACGAGCACGGCCCGCCGCGGCCUCCCUGCGAGCGGAGCCCUGGCUCUCUUCGUCGGUCUCGGGCUCGGCCUACGCGACCUCCGGGGCCUACGGCGAUGUUGGGGCCUCCGCGGCUCCCUGGUCUGGGAGUCGCGGCCUCGCCUACCCCGCCCGCCCUGCGCCGCUCAGGCGCCGCACCUCUGUCCGGGGCAGCUCCGAGGAGGACGAGGACGCCCGGCCGCUCGACAGGGCUGCGCCGGGCCACGGAGUUCGUCGCUGGUGGGCCUCGACCCCGACCCCGACCCCAGCACGGCCGCCCUCAGCCCUCCUAGGCGCGGACCCGCGCCCGGGCCCGCGGGCGGCGCGAACUGGCCCGGCCGGAGCGGCGCGGGCCCGGCCCGAAGCGGGGCGGCGGCUGGAGCGCUACCUGUCCCGGCUCCUGUUCUGGGCUAGCCUGGGGCUGCUGCUCGUCUUCCUGGGCAUCCUCUGGGUGAAGAUGGGCAAGCCCUCCGCUCCGCAGGAGGCGGAGGACAACAUGAAAUUAUUGCCAGUGGACUGUGAGAGCAAAACAGAUAAGUUCUGUCAGGCCAAGCAGAAGGCGGCCUUGCUGGAGCUGCUGCAUGAGCUCUACAAUUUUCUGGCCAUCCAAGCCGGUAAUUUUGAAUGUGGAAAUCCAGAGAAGCUAAAAAGCAAAUGCAUUCCUGUAAUGGAAGCCCAGGAGUACCUAGCAAAUGUGACUGGCAACUCCUCCGCCAAGUUUGAAGCCGCACUGACCUGGAUACUGAGCAGUAACAAGGACGUGGGCAUCUGGUUGAAGGGGGAAGACCCAUCGGAGUUGGUGACGACUGUGGACAAAGUGGUCUGCCUGGAGUCCGCCCGCCCCCGAAUGGGUGUGGGCUGCCGCCUGAGCCGCGCCCUGUUCACCGCGGUCACCAACGUGCUCAUCUUCUUCUGGUGUUUGGCCUUCCUAUGGGGGCUCCUGAUCCUCCUGAAAUACCGGUGGCGGAAGCUGGAAGAAGAGGAACAAGCCAUGUAUGAGAUGGUGAAGAAGAUUAUAGAUGUGGUCCAGGACCAUUAUGUGGACUGGGAACAGGACAUGGAGCGCUACCCAUACGUGGGCAUCCUGCACGUGCGCGACACCCUCAUCCCUCCACAGAGCCGGAGGCGCAUGAAGCGGGUCUGGGACCGGGCUGUGGAGUUCCUGGCGUCCAACGAAUCCCGGAUCCAGACAGAGUCCCACCGCGUGGCUGGAGAAGAUAUGCUGGUGUGGAGAUGGACUAAGCCCUCUUCCUUCUCCGACUCCGAGCGAUAAAUCCCGGGCGGGGAGGGGGGCUUGUUCCCAGUCGGCCUGUCCCAGGCCAGUCCCCUCCAGGGGCGCAAGAAGGCCACCAGACCUGCCAGUGCUGAAUUCACACUUGCCUUGACUUUCACCCUCCUCCCGACUCUGGUUCCAAAGGUCUGUCUAUAAGACUCUUCAGAGAUCAGCUUUUAGGAAAGCAUGGGCUUCCUUGAAGGGCAGCGGUGGGGAAGAGCCAGAGGCCAAGCGCCUAGCUUGUCCUCUGUGUUGGUCCGAUCCUCUCUGCCCUGAUUGCUGGCAGAAAAAGGGAGAAGAGUUUGUUUUUGAUGCAGGGAAAAGAUGAAAGAGCAGCCGUGAGACCCUGCAGAGCAAGUGUGCAGUUAGGUGGGCUACAGCUCUCCCACCGCUGGGGAGCACUCAGCAGGGUGGGCAUCGUGCCUGUGGGAGGCGGGUCGGGACAGCAGGCUGGGGCUGCAGGGGUUGGGGAGCAGUUGGGUCCAUGUGCCUUCAGAGGGUGUUACCUGGGAGCUCAAGGGUGAGGGGAGAAAGCCUGUCCUCUAGCUGGGUGGGGCCUGUUUUAUCCCGAAGGGGUAAGGUGCUAGAAAUUAGAACACGUACUGUAGAAGAACUCUCUAGAAAUGCCAGGUCCUGGCACACAGAACCCUCAGGUCAGGAGGAGUGAGCUGCCAGGGUGGCCUCCUGAGAGAACCUGGAGCAGGCACAGGGGCCUGAGAGCAGACAGGAGGGUAGGGCUGCCCGCCUCCACCAUCUCUGGCCGCGGGAGGUAGCCUCCCAGGGCCGGGCCUCCGGGACUCUUGAGCGGUUCUUCUCACGGAGUGUUGGUUCUAGACCAGGCCCGCAGCCACGGCACUGUGUGGGUCCACGAUGCGCAUUCCGGGACUUUGGGAGUGCCGCGCCUCCGGUGUGCGACGGUCACCUUGUCUUAGGGCGACCGCAGCCACCCCACGGGGAGGCAGCGGAGCCAGAACUUGGCGGCACUGACUCCGGGGGCGCAGGGCGCGGCGGCCGCACAGCUGCCCCCUGCUGGCCGCCGGGGAUCGUGCGUGCGCCCCUGCAGACCUUCGUCACGGCCCCCCCAUCACAGCCCGCCAGCCUGCAGCGCGGAGCCCGGCUCCAGAACCGCCCUGGCGGGGGGCCUUAUUAGUUAAGUGCGGGGAGCCUCUCCGGCAGAGCCGCGUUCCCAUAUGUUCUCAGCCGCAGCAGGCGGGAGAGGGGCAAGUGGGCCGAAACAGCUGCCUCCAGAAGGCAUCAACCACCCCCUUUCAGUCUUUCUGGUAUUUUUUGUUUCUCUAAUAAAGCUCCAGUCUCCCUCAUUUGAGCAAUACUCUCUCAUUUCCUCUGAUAUCUGGAUGAUCGGCGGGGCUGGAAUCUGAGUGCCAGCCCCAUGACAAAGAAACGGUCGUAAUCAGGCUCCAGCCAGAAAAAUAACCCUGCUUCAAUAUCAGGGUUGAAACUAUUGGAUAAAUAAACUAUUUAUUAAAAAUG